Molecule: messenger RNA, 1026 nt
Organism: Macrosteles quadrilineatus (aster leafhopper)
Lineage: Eukaryota; Metazoa; Arthropoda; Insecta; Hemiptera; Cicadellidae
Product: protein ILRUN
Exons: 5
Coding region: 226-927 (233 amino acids)
Biological process (GO): macroautophagy
Cellular component (GO): phagophore assembly site
Molecular function (GO): ubiquitin binding
Source: RefSeq, a predicted model, not a curated record
UCAACAGUCAGGUCUCAAUCUUGCAUUAGUCAUAGUUUUGUUUUGUACUGUUUUCAGGUUAUAAGAAAAAAUGUACUUAAUAUCCAUCUUAAAUUAAUCAAUUCCUCAUUAGUAACAUGAAGAUAAAUUUUGUAUAGCAGCAGCCAAAAUUCAAAUCUACCUAGCCUAUGAAAAGUAAGCCUAAUUCUAAAUUUGUAAUCAAGAAAUUGUACAUUUUUUACUAACAUGGAUGUUGAUAACGAUUUGGUUGAUCAGACCCUUCUACAGCAAUUUAGCUGUAUGGGAACUUCAGAUAAAGACGAACUUAUCCAACAACUUCAAAAAUUAGCAGGAGACAACAUCAAUGCUUCAACAGCAACAUUUUUCUUGGACAUGAAUAACUGGAAUCUUCAGGCUGCCGUUUGCUCAUAUUUCGAUUUUGAAUCCCCAUUCAAGCUUCCAUCCAUGAUGUUAGUGAGAGAUGAGUUAACUGAUACAAAUAGUACUGUUCCUCCAAACACAGUUUUUCAGAAGGUGUGGAAAGUGCAGAACAAUGGGGACGAGCCAUGGCCCAGUGGGUGUUGUCUGCAAUUUGCAGGGGGAACGUUGCUCCAGUGUCCUGAGCGGGUGCCCGUGCCCCCGCUGACCCCCACCUCAGCCACCCAGCUGUGCCUCACCAUGACUAGCCCCGCUCAGACUGGCAUCUUCCAGAGCAAGUGGCGCAUGAUAACACCAACUGGCUCCUACUUUGGAGACAUCAUCUGGGCGAUUGUGACAGUGGUGGAUGAGGAGAGCACCAAUCAGCUGACAGACCAGCUGAUGCAUUUAAAUGCACUGGGAGCGCCACCCCCUCGAGACCCUGCUCUCAGUCAUCCCUUCUCUCCUUCUCAUCUUAACUUUCAGGAUUCUGUUCCGAAGAUUCAAGACAAUGAUAACACCAUGUGUUGAUCUCGUACUUGUUUGUACAGUUAUCUUCUAUUUUAUAUUAUGUACAUGAAAUAAUAAUUCAUCUGUUGUAAUUACUUAUAAAACUGUUGUAAAAAUUUA